UGUGAUAUUUCCUACAGCCCAUGAAGGCAGCACCAUGUUGUGCCCAUCCUUCAGCCCUAGAUGGCGUCGCUGCCCAGCGUGCUCCGCGGCACUGAGACAGCUGAGUCACAGAUACAUUUAGACCCAGAUAAAUAGAUACUGUGAAGAGGGGCUACAAUCAAGACACUGCUGUGUUUACUCCUCAUUUUUGACCCCCCACCAGCGGCCACUGAAACUGCGUGGAAAGAUGCUGACGAUAACACUGAAGACCCUCCAGCAGCAGACGUUCAAAAUGGAAAUAGACCCCGAAUUGACGGUUGAAGCCCUGAAGAAAAAAAUAGAGGAGGACAGAGGAAAAGAAGGAUUUCCUGCUUCAGGGCAAAAACUCAUCUAUGCAGGCAAAAUAUUAAACGAUGACACCCAGCUGAAGGAGUACAAAAUUGAUGAAAAAAACUUUGUGGUCGUCAUGGUAACCAAGCCUAAACAAGACCCUCCUCCAAAAGCAACUCCCCAGCCUGCUGCAGCUCCAACACCCCCGUCAGUCUCAGCCCAAGCACUCUCCUCUGGUCCAUCACAAAUGCCCUCCACACCGACACAUGCAGUGUCUGCACCCACACCCGCCCCCAAGUCAGGGCCCCCCUCUGAGAGCCCCUCCACAGUCCCAGGAAACACCCCGAAGGCCCCUGAGAAAGAGACAGCAGACUCAAACACAGCCGCAGACUCAUCAGCAGCCUCGGCCGGUCCUGCUCCAGAACCUGUUCAAGCAGACCAGACCGCUGCCCCUGCAGACUGCCCCACCUCAGCUGCUCAACCUGAAGAGAAGCCAAGGGAAGACCCUGAGAAUCAACCCCCCACCACUCCUCCAGUCCUCUCCUCUGCCUCCAGCCUUGUCGAUGAGCUCGGCCUCCUUGAAGAAGCAGCAUCAAUACUGGUGACCGGUCCAGCCUAUGAGAACCUGGUGUCAGAGAUUAUGUCCAUGGGUUAUGAGCGAGAGCAGGUGGUCAACGCCCUUCGAGCAAGUUACAACAACCCAGACCGAGCGGUGGAGUACCUCCUCAUGGGUAUUCCAGCAGAGGCCAGUGACCUCCCACCUCAGGAGCCAAUUAGACAAAGUGUGCCAUCCAACCCCCCCGCUCCUGCUGCCGCUCCUGCUGCUGCUCCUGCUGCUCCUGCUGCUCCUGCUGCUACUCCUACUCCUACUCCUACUACACAACAACAACCUCAGCAGCCUCCAGCUACUCCACCCACAGGUCUAGUGUCUGGCAGUCAGAGUCUCACUGCUGGGGGGGACUCUGUGUCCACGGGGAACCCUCUGGAGUUCCUGAGGAACCAGCCACAGUUCCAGCAGAUGAGACAGAUCAUCCAGCAGAACCCGGCCCUCCUCCCGGCUCUGCUGCAGCAGCUGGGAAGAGACAACCCACAGCUGCUGCAGCAAAUCACACAGCACCAGGAGCGUUUUGUCCAGAUGCUGAACGAGCCACGAGGUCGAAACACGGGUGGGGAGGGGGCCGAGGCCCCAGAGUCACCGCAGACCAACUACAUCCAGGUGACCCCCCAGGAGAAGGAGGCUAUUGAGAGGUUAAAAGCACUUGGCUUCCCUGAAGGAUUAGUCAUCCAGGCGUACUUCGCCUGUGAGAAGAACGAGAACCUGGCAGCUAACUUCCUGCUACAACAAUCCUGGGACGACGAGUAACCACGUGGCGCCGCAGAGGAGAAGACUGCGCUGUCAACGAGGGAGGAAAUGAGGAGAGCCAGAUCCUUUUAUUUUUAUUUUUUUUAAUUUUUUUUGGCGCGAUGGUUGUGAUGAUGAUGGUGAAGACACAUUAUUACCAUUGUCACAUGAGCUCCCUCUGAGCGGCGCCUCACUGCUGCUACAUCACGACAGCUGCCUCUCCAGUCUGAACAUUUUAACAACAGUCUGCAUCACCUUCACACACCAACAGGCUUUUAUUUUGAAAGUUUCUCCUGCAGUCAUACUGGAAAAAUACAAUACAAACACCACAUCUCACACACGUUACAGAAACCUGUCGCCCUUCAUGUGUGAUGCAAACUGUUGACCUCUUUCUCUUUUAAAGCUCUCGUCUGAUCUUUUCUUUCCGUCUGCUUCUUCUCUUGAUAAAAAGCCCCAAACACUCAAAGAACUUAAAACCAAACGCGUUCAAAGAACACUUUUCUUGUUCAGGUGUAGGCCUUUCAUUAACCACGCACACAUGGCUGUGCUUUUGUUGAUGAAAUGAUGAAAUACUCAAAAGUGUUUGAAAAUAAGUUUACACUAUUUGGGUCAAAAUUUUAACUCAUCGUUUUUAUUCUCUGAAUCAUAAUUUUGAUUUCACCCCUUUGUAGUUCAUGAAAUCAGGGGCGUGUCCAGACUGUUUGACUGGGGGGGGGGGGGCACUUGGGGCUCUGACUGGGCGUGGCCUGAUGUUUAAGGACACACACAUGCAAAUUAAUUUCUUCUCUUACCGUGUCUGUACCCACUAAUGAUCUGUAUCACCUAACUUUCAAGAAUACGUUUAUUGGCCAUUUGAAAGUGUUUAUUCAGAAAUGUUUUUGGUAAAGGCAAAGAAGGAAAAGUAUUAAUUUACAACUGAAAGCAUUCAAAUUACCAGCAGCCUGUUGAACACAGCCAGAAUAGUUGAUUUUGACUUAAGUCUCUUAUUAGGCAAAUAGCAAAUCAUAGAUUUUUUGGGGUGGCCAAUCAGAUUUCUAGUCACGCCCCUGCAUGAAAUUGUAUUCAGGAUUAAUUGUUGUUUUGAUUAAUUUUUUUUUGUUGUUUUUUCUUUUAAGAGUUCCAAAAAUUAUAUUUGAAGUUUCUAAUGAAGCGUGUCCACUCUGCGUUCUCAUUAAUGAUUGACUUGUUACUAAAAUAGUUGGUGCAGUUGUUGUGUUUUGUAGAGGACGAGGGGACACUCGGAGACACCACUUCACCUGUGGAGCGUCUCUUUGUUUUUGAAGUGCCACAAAUGCAUGCUUUGAUAUUUCCUUUGCUGGAAGACGACACGCAGCACGACUCGUCUACUGUCACACGUUCACCUCACAUCCUCUAUGCAUCUUAAAGCUGGACGAGACUGAGCACUCGCUCCCUCAUGCCUUAUGAGUUGUUAAAGACUUGAACGCAUUUUAAUGUCACACACGACGUUGUACAUCAUGUAGAGUGUUUCAUCUUUAGGGUUGGGAUUGUUCAUUCAUUAGUUAUUGUUUCAAAAUGGACUAAAGGGAAUUUGAAUUUGCACCUGAACUACGGAGCCCCUGAAGUCCCAAAAAUACAAAGUAAUCAUCUUGUGAGCUCGAGAUAUUUAUUAUAUUUUUGACUUUUUGAGACUUCUGGGCCUCUGUAGGAAGCCAAACAAAACAGAACCAUUUUCAUCUCUCAGCAUGUGCUUUGCUGUUUCUCCUUUGAGUUCUCUUGAUUGUGUUUGAACUGGAAGUGACUGGACGUUUUGUAUCAUAUUGUAAAUGGGAUAUACAUACUUUGGGACAAAAGGCACUUUACGGUGAUGAAGGCGUCUCCUCAGCUGUGAGGGGGGGUCGCCGGUUGCAUGGGAUUGUUACAGAGUUAUUUGUAGCUGCAUGGCAGUGGGGGGUAAGGAAUGAUGAAACCAACAGUGUGGUGAUGCUCUGAUCUCAGUUCAUCUGUUUGACCAUCUCUGUCAAUGUUUUCUUUUCUCUUGGGGGGGGGGGGUUAUGUAGAAUAUGAACAAUCUGAUGAACACCUGUUGAGGUUUUGCUGACUAGUUGUGAAAACUUUGGUUUCAUCAUCGUGUAAAAUAAACGGCUUUUACAAAG
This is a messenger RNA of Labrus bergylta (ballan wrasse), 3765 nucleotides long. RefSeq names its product RAD23 homolog A, nucleotide excision repair protein b (gene rad23ab). Gene Ontology annotation, molecular function: proteasome binding; polyubiquitin modification-dependent protein binding; damaged DNA binding. The record is from RefSeq and is a predicted model, not a curated record. Gene Ontology annotation, biological process: nucleotide-excision repair; proteasome-mediated ubiquitin-dependent protein catabolic process. NCBI's taxonomy places the organism in Eukaryota, Metazoa, Chordata, Actinopteri, Labriformes, Labridae. Gene Ontology annotation, cellular component: nucleoplasm; cytosol.